UUCCCGUUCGGGCUCGAACCCACCCCGAAACAUGCCGACUGUUUAACCCUGUAGUAAAAACAAUUGAUGCCAGGGGGGUUCAAUUGCGAGUCACCCCGUAUAGUUAUGGAGACGUUAGUUUAGAUAGGCGUGUUAAGAAACUAGUUGAGUCUUUUAGAGUUUAUUGAUAUUCGGCGCGAUGUCGGUGUUACGUUUGUAUUUGGCGGGCUUUCUGACAUUGACAGCAAAUGCACAAGGCUUCGAUUCGCACCUGCGAGGACCGGCCUUUGUGAUGGAACCGCCUCCUCGACUGGAAUUCUCCAAUUCCAGUGGAGGAUGGCUGGACUGCUCGGCUUCAGGAAGUCCUCAACCCUCCAUAGACUGGCUGAGUGUGGACGGCACCUCUGUGGGCGACGUUUCGGGAAUCCGAAGAGUUCUCAGAAACGGCACCCUGUUUCUGAUGCCCUUUGCUGCGGCCUCUUACAGGCAAGAUAUCCACAGCACAGUGUACAGAUGUGUGGCCUCUAACACAGUGGGUCGCAUCAUUAGCCGAGAUGUUCAAGUUAGGGCUGUGGUUACACAAUCAUUCAAAGUGGAGGUGGAAGUGAUACCUGCCGCCAGAGGAUGUACGGCUGUUGUGAAAUGUAAAGUGCCAAACUUCGUUAAGGAUCUAGUUAGGAUAAUUUCUUGGGUGCAGGAGCCGAGUUUUUUUAUUUACCCUUCCCUGCAAGGAGAUGGAAAGUUUCAUCAACUGCCUUCAGGUGAACUCCUCAUCCACAAUUUGGACUUUGGUGAUCAGUUUCCUACAUAUCGUUGCCGAACUAUGCACAGACUGAGCAGGCAAGUGGUUAUUAGCAGUGCCGCCAAUGUGAAUGUUGCUGAUCAUAGAGGAAUAGCGCCUCCAGUGAUUGUAGAAAAUUCAGGGACUGUAACGGUGGCUCAGGAUGAAGGAGCAGCCUUAAUAUGUAUUGCUCAAGGAUGUCCCUCACCGGAAUAUCGAUGGUACACUUAUGGUGGGAAGGAUGGAAUUGAACCUCCUAGUCUAAUCAUUCCUGGGCCAAGAGUCCGCCAGUUGGGUCCAGUGCUUGCCAUUGAAGCUGUGACUCCAGAAGAUGGUGGUACCUAUCGCUGUUCUUCGGCCAAUGCUGGAGGCGAGGCCAGUGCUGAUAUCCGACUUCAGGUGCUGACUCAACUGCAUCUGGAAAUUUCUCCUCCGUUGAUGAGCGUUCACAUGGGUGGAAGUGCCGAAUUUAGGUGUGUGGUAUCAACAAAACAGGACAGUCCCCAUAUGAUAACGUGGUACAAAGACGGGAGACAAUUGCCCAGCACUGGAAGAGGCCCCAGUGAGACUCUAAUAGUGAACAACGUCGGCAGAGAGGACCGUGGCAUGUACCAAUGCGUCGUAAGAAGAACCGAAGGAGAUACAGCCCAAGCUGCUGCUGAACUACAACUCGGAGACGCUCCUCCAGCACUUCUAUACAGUUUCAUCGAGCAGACCCUACAGCCCGGGCCAGCUGUUUCAUUGAAAUGUAGUGCAUCUGGAAACCCCACCCCACAAAUAUCGUGGCUACUAGACGGAUUUUCCCUGCCCAGUCAUGGCCGGUUUGUGAUAGGUCAAUAUGUGACUGUACAUGGAGAUGUGAUAAGUCAUGUAAAUAUCAGCCAUGUCAUGGUGGAAGACGGUGGUGAAUACACGUGUACUGCUGAAAAUAGAGCUGGAAAAACUGCACAUUCUGCAAGACUGAACGUCUAUGGUUUGCCGUAUAUUCGCAUUUUGCCCAAGGUAACAGCCGUGGCAGGAGAACAGUUGAAGCUUAAAUGUCCAGUUGCUGGAUAUCCUAUUGAAGAAAUCCAUUGGGAAAGAAGCGGCAGUGAACUUCCCAAUGGCUUAAGGCAAAAGGUUCUAGUUGAUGGUACCCUUAUAAUUGAACCUGUGCAAAAGAAGGAGGAUUCUGGAGUUUACACAUGUUGGGCGAGAAACAAAGGAGGUCAGACUGCACGGCGAAGCGGAGAAGUCAAUGUUAUUGUGCCUCCCAUAAUAGAGCCGUUCAGCUUCCAAGACGGGCUCAGCGAGGGUAUGCGUACUCGCACGGUUUGUGGAGUCAGCGCAGGUGAUCCCCCUUUGGCAGUCACGUGGCUUAAGGACGGAAGACCCCUAUCGCCCGAACUUGGGGUCAAUGUUACGUCACUGGACCCCUACAGUAGUCUCUUGAGUGUUUCCAGCCUUGAUUCUCGACACUCAGGAGAUUUCACCUGUGUGGCCAGCAACCCUGCAGCGGAAGUUCGGUUCACUGCCAAGCUCCAAGUGAAAGUGCCUCCCAGAUGGUUAGUGGAGCCUGUUGAUGUGAGUGUUGAGAGGAAUCGACAUGUUUCGUUACACUGCCAGGCUCAAGGCGUUCCUACUCCUACAGUAACUUGGAAAAAAGCUGCAGGAUCAAAAUCUGGGGACUACGAGGAAGUGAGGGAUCACAUGUAUACCAAACUGCUCGGAAAUGGGACUUUGCUUCUUCAGCAUGUGAAAGAAGACAGAGAAGGCUAUUACUUAUGCCAAGCUGAUAAUGGAAUUAACAGUGGCAUCGGCAAGGUCAUACAACUGAGAGUCAAUUCGUCUCCCUACUUUUCGGCACCUUCGCGAAUGAUCACCGUGAAGAAAGGCGACACCGCUCUACUACACUGCGAUGUAAAUGGAGAUAAACCAAUCAGUGUCAUCUGGUUGAGAGGAGGGAAGGUGGAGCUAAACCCUUCAACCAACUACAGAGUCAACUCCAAGCAGGACGUCACACCUGAUGGGGUGGUUGCAGAACUGCAAAUUUUGAACGCUGCCGCCUCAGACUCAGGAGCAUAUUUCUGCCAGGCGAGCAACAUGUAUGGAAGAGACCAACAGUUGGUGCAACUUCUGGUUCAGGAACCUCCAGGUCCACCUCAGAACAUUGAGAUUCCUUCGAAAAGCAGCACAUCGGUUAGCUUGAAAUGGGGACACAAAUCCAGCGAUGCCAACGAAGUGUUUAAAUUCAUCAUCGAGUUUAGGGAGGCUGAUCGAAAUUGGGGACAGAUAGAGCUAACAGAGAGUCCGCUCCUCUACACAGCAGUCAUCAACGAUUUGAAACCUGCAACAAAAUAUAGUUUUAGAAUCCUCGCCGAAGGCCCAGCAGGGAGAAGCCUGCCAAGCGACGAGGUGUUCAUUACCACACUUAGUGAAAAGCCGGCAGGUCCACCCAUUAAACCGCACGUUCGGUCAAUUUCCUCUUCGGAAAUAUUGGUAAUGUGGAGUCCUCCAGAGGCUGAGCUGCGCCAUGGCGAAAUACAAGGAUACAACGUGGGGUAUCGCGCCCCGUUUAUGGGCUCGUACAAUUUCACCUCCGUUUCAGGAGAUGGGGAGGAGGGAGGCGAAAUAUUGCUCAGCGAUCUCAAGAAGUAUACGAGAUAUUCUAUAGUGGUUCAAGCGUACAACGAAGUUGGGUCUGGGCCUCUAAGCGAACCAGUGACCACCGAAACUUUGGAGGAUGUCCCGAGUAGUCCUCCUAUGGACAUCCGCUGUACCUCGCCUACCUCACAGAGUGUCCAAGUGAGUUGGCAACCUCCGCCCAAUGAGGAUUGCAAUGGGAAUAUACAGGGCUACAAGCUUACAUAUGAGCCAGUUUUAGAUGAAAGCUCCCGAGCUAAUGAUGUUAUGGAAACUCGAAAAACCACCGCUCUGAUCACUGUGAUCACAGGUCUCAGGAAAUUCACAAAUUACAGCCUUCAGGUGUUGGCGUUCACCAAAGUAGGAGACGGAGUCCUAUCCACGCCCCACUAUUGCCAAACGGAAGAAGAUGUUCCAGGAGUUCCAGCUGAUAUUAAAGUUGCAGUGGCAACUCCUCAGUCUCUCAGAGUGUCUUGGUUGCCACCUCUUGAACCAAACGGCAUUAUUACUAAGUAUAGUUUAUACAGCAGAAGAAGUACAGACGGGCGGCAGGAAAUCGACAACGGCAAGCAAAUAAUUUCAAGCCACACCACAGCUUUUGAAGUGAAAAACAUCCAGCCUCACAUGGAAUACCAGUUCUGGGUGAGUGCCUCGACCAGAAUCGGCGAAGGCCAGAGCUCGAAAGUGGUCAAUCAGCUUGUAACAGGCAGAAUUCCAGCGAGGAUAAUUUCGUUCGGCGGGAACGUGGUGAGACCCUGGAGGACUUCGGUGACUUUAAACUGCGAAUCAGUUGGAUCGCCUAGACGAGAGUGGCUUAAGAGUGAACAAAUUCUGAAAGGUGGAGCCAGUCAUAAUCAGCAACUUCUCGAUACUGGUGAGCUGAUUCUUUCCAACUUGCAAUUGAGCGACGCUGGAAACUACUCCUGCCAAGUGGAUAAUGGCCAUGGAACCGACAGAAUUUCUUACCACUUGGUAGUCCAAGUGCCGCCAUCGGCACCGUUGCUGUAUGUUACGUCAGCCACCAGCUCCAGCGUUUUAUUGCAUUGGAAGUCUGGCAAAACUGGAGGCGCCGCUAUCAGUGGAUUCACUUUGAAUUACAGAAAAGAGCAUGGAAACCUAGAUGAAGUCUACUUAUCGAGACACGCCACCAGCUUUGAGUUAAAAGGUCUUUCGUGUGGUUCCACAUAUCACCUCUACCUCACUGCUCACAACAAAAUAGGUUCCAGUCCCGCUAGCCAUCCUUUGCAAGCUCGGACGCAGGGCCAUCCUCCAGGUGUGCCUCAAGCAGCUUCUUUUAUCGCUCCAAACUCCACGAGUGUUUCACUUCGGUUGCACGUUUGGCCAGACAACGGAUGUCCCAUCUUGUAUUUUGUUUUGCAAUAUAGAAAGGCAUUGGAGAGUCAAUGGACUUUAGUAUCAAAUGCGUUGAAACCGCAAAGAAAAACGUCGAUUACUGGCUUAACAUCAGCAACGAAGUACGUGGUGAAAUUAGAGGCGCACAAUAUGGCAGGUUUCAGCAAUGAGGAGUUCAGUUUUGCCACUUUGACUAAAAAUGGAGAUGUUCCACCACCGGAUCUAAUUACACAGGGUAAUGAUGGCGAGCCGUUUUACGCCAGCAUUAAAUUUAUUUUGAUAUCUGUUAUAAGCACCAUUCUUGGCACGGUAGUGCUGUUAAGUAUUCCUUUGCUUAUUCGCAGACAUUACAAACACUCGCACAGGGAACAAUUAGACAAUCAACAAAAUGCGGAAGUGCAAAGAGAAAGAUAUUAUGCCACCAUUCAUAAGGUCGCCUUGCAGGCCGGAGAAAAAAUCCCUGAAACCUCAGAAGACAUAUCACCGUAUGCAACGUUUCAAUUGUCGGAGCCGAGCACUCUGGCUCAGAACACCAUGCUUCAUAGUUUUAUGUACCACGAACACCCAGUGACUGAAGGGUGCGCCUCGCCACCACCUUCCAGCUCCAUACAACGAAACUCUCCUUACUAUAAUAUUAAAUCAUUCAAAAAGCGAUUGGAAUCACCCUAUUACAACAUACAAAAAUUCCAAAGUACAAAAGGCCACGGCCGCAGAAGGGCCAAUAGAAAAGACAUCGACAGCGAUGAGAGCGAAUCCGACCAAGAGGCUCUCACUUCCAGCCGCACUGAGUCUUCCAAUCAACUUGACUUGAAGCAAAAGACCCAAGCUUUCGUCUACCAUGGCACAGUGCAGUCCAGUACAUCGUCUGAUAUUUCGCCAAUGUCCGAGCAAAAAUCACUGCCUAGACGCAACCGAAACAGAUUCCUAUCGCAAAGCGGUCGCUCCGGUUCUCAGCGCCACAUUCUCAGCCAUCUUUCCGUAGCUGAGACAGCGUUUAGCGAGUCUCCCAGUCCUCAAGGGCCCGGGGGAGUGCAAAUGGAACUAUCAGAAGCCGAAUGCGAUAUCGACACGCUGAAAAAACUGAAACUUGGACUUCGCAGCUCGUUGUGGUCGCGACCGCAAAGUGGACAACAAGGGGGCCAACAGCCCCCAUCAGACUACUCAAUUGCAGUCUGAAUGCAAAGAAUCUUCCAUAGAUUGAGCGGCUAGUUCUCCUGCAUAUAUCUGCCUCUGUAGUAUAAAAGUUCGAUUUUCUUCCUCAAGACCGAUAACUGACCGCUCAAGUGCAAAAACGCAGAAACUUCACUAGUUUUCUGCGGGUUAAACCUAAGCCUAGUGUAAUAUAUCAUUAAAGUUUUACUGAUAAAUCAAAAUUUUAUACCAAAAGAAUCAAAAGCAUAGAUAUAUUGCGUUACUGUCGCGGAAUGACCAAAGAGGCAGGAUUUCUGGCUGAGUAAAUCAAAGUUUGUACCCAGAUUUUUCGACGACUCACCCAAAUCACACAGAAAAAAUAAGUUUGUAAAUACUGAAGCAAAUAUUUGCGAAACAUCAGCCAUUCAGACACCCUGCAGCUUUCGUACAUCCACGAUCACUGCCUUUGUUAUAAUACUAUAUCUUUCGAUAAAAGAAUUUUGGAACCGUUUUCUAUGAUAUGUGUAAUAUUUUUCACUGUUAAAUAAGACUUAGAAGAAGGACCGUCGCGUGGAUAAUACUAGAUUCGUACUGGAUCUAUAAACCAUAGGCGCAAUCCUUCUUUUUAAAAUAGCAAUUAAGUACCACUACCUAUAAAUCAAACAAUAAGAAUCAAAAUUAUUGAAAACAUAUGUACCAGAGUUCAUAGUUCAAAUAAAGAAGAUGGUUUAAA
This is a messenger RNA of Dendroctonus ponderosae (mountain pine beetle), 6599 nucleotides long. RefSeq names its product Down syndrome cell adhesion molecule-like protein Dscam2 (gene Dscam2). NCBI's taxonomy places the organism in Eukaryota, Metazoa, Arthropoda, Insecta, Coleoptera, Curculionidae. Gene Ontology annotation, cellular component: axon; plasma membrane. Bases 179 to 5911 code for a protein of 1910 amino acids. Gene Ontology annotation, molecular function: protein binding. The transcript has 40 exons. The record is from RefSeq and is a predicted model, not a curated record. Gene Ontology annotation, biological process: axon guidance; cell-cell adhesion.